AUGGACGAUCAUCGUAGUAGAACCAUCGACGAUAUCCUACUCGACCAAGCAGAAAAAUGUGACAAUUCUGGAAUGGGGAUCUCCUGCGAAAUUCAUUAUUUUCAAGGGCGAUCCCAACCCCAUGGCGAUCCCCUGGAUGUAGCAUUUAACGUAAAAUGGAAACCACGAGCGGCCGGCUCAUUGAGAUGUUAUGGCCUGUUUUCGGGCUUUAAUGGGUCGGCCAGACACGCAAUAACUGCCGCUAAUUCGAUGUUCUACCAGUUAGCGUUAAACAAUGAGUCUUCAAUUAGUGCUGAUGAUGAUGACGAAACGAUAUUUAGUUACCUGGAAGAUGCGUUUGAUGCAGCAAAACGAGACGUUAAUCAUGAUAUAAAAAAUAAACAAAGUCAGAAGAAGAUUUUGGAGAUAAGUCAGGAAGGGCAACAAUCGGAAUAUAAGGAAAAGAUCGACGAAUUGGACAUAGAUAUAAAAGCAGGAACAACAGUAUUAACAGCCCUAAUAAUAGAGCGUCGAUUAUAUGUGUUAAACUGUGGAAAUUCGAGAUUGCUUUUAGUCACCUCUGAAAACAACAAGCCAUGUUGUGAUGCUCUUAUCGAUGUGCACGAUUUCAAAAAUAAGAUGGAUGCCACUCGAGUAACAAACGCUGGGCUAGAAAUUACACAUGAAAUGCACAACAUGUCUAGCCGUGGCAUCGGCGACCCACAACAUCAGAAAGAUUUUGCGGAGCCGGGCAACGGCUAUUUGACGCAAGAACCUGAUGUGUUUCAAUAUAAAAUUGAACCAAACUGGCAAUACCUAAUUUUAUUAUCAACUGGUGUUGUAAAGUGCGUGAAAGAAUGUAUGCAAAGACGGGAAGAGCGCGAAAUUUCCGAGCGUGAAGUAAACAAUCAAAUAAUGGAAUAUGUUCUUCACGAAACGAAAAACUCGUUUUCCCACUCCUAUACUUCUAAGGCUCAAGCAACCGUCGAUUUGAUAGGGCGGAUACAUUUUGAAUCAUUUAACAGGGGCGAACUAAGGACCCGGGUGCGCGAUGGAAUGUCUUUAAUAUUAGUGGAUCUAACGAAUCCUACAGCUACAGAAUAUCCCGUAUCACAACUAGAAACACAGCUAUCCCUCCAGGAAAUACAAAGUGAAAUAUUACCAUAUGCUGACAUGAAUGAUUUUGAAUCACGGGUAACAGAAGAUUCAAUCCAAGAACUACUUGAUCUAAACCUUUUUGAACGUUCCGAUUUGUUGCCA
This is a messenger RNA of Mesorhabditis spiculigera, 1239 nucleotides long. The record is from the annotation of a GenBank genome assembly. Lineage: Eukaryota; Metazoa; Nematoda; Chromadorea; Rhabditida; Rhabditidae.